CGCGCCCAGGAGCAUUCGCCGGUCCUGCUCGGGCUGCGCCGGCUCCUUCCCGCUCCCGGCACUCGGCAACGGAGCUCUUACUCCUCCCCUCACUCGCCACGAGUUCCACGAUUCGCGGUGUAGCUCCGCCCCUGUCCCCGAGUCCGCCCCCGCGACUUCCCGAGUUGGUGCUCUCCUUUCCCCUCAGUCUCCUGCCGUCCUGCGGGCCUGGGUCUCACGCUCCGCAGAGCUACAAGAGUCUCUCCCGCCUCGUUCCUACGCCUCCGCACGCUCUCCCUCAGCAGCCACCGCGUAACCCACCCGCAGCUCGCUGUCUCGGACCCGGACACGGGGUCGCGCGCCCUGACUCCGCCUACUUCCCCACGCGGACUCGCGCCCUCCCGGCCCGGCCUCUCACUCGCGCAGGCAGCCGAACGCUCGCUUCGCGCUUCCCGGGCGCUCUCGCGCUUUCCGAGGCUAGCGCGCUCCCGGCCCGCGCGCUCCGGGCUCUGGCUUUUCCCGGCUCCUGUCAGUGCGGUGACUGCGCUGGGAAACAUGGCGACCGAGGGAAUGAUCCUCACUAACCACGACCAUCAAAUCCGGGUCGGAGUCCUCACAGUGAGUGAUAGUUGCUUCAGGAAUCUUGCAGAAGAUCGCAGUGGGAUAAAUCUCAAAGAUCUUGUACAAGAUCCUUCUUUGUUGGGUGGGACUAUAUCAGCAUACAAGAUAGUACCAGAUGAAAUAGAAGAAAUCAAGGAAACCCUGAUAGAUUGGUGUGAUGAAAAGGAACUUAAUUUGAUACUAACAACUGGAGGAACAGGGUUUGCGCCACGAGAUGUCACUCCAGAGAAAUUCCCAACAUUCCCAUUUUGUGGGCUCCAGAAAGGGGCCACAAAAGAAGUAAUAGAACGGGAAGCACCAGGGAUGGCCCUGGCAAUGCUGAUGGGAUCACUUAAUGUUACACCUCUGGGAAUGCUCUCUAGGCCUGUAUGCGGAAUUAGAGGGAAAACUCUCAUAAUUAACUUGCCAGGUAGCAAGAAAGGAUCUCAGGAAUGCUUUCAGUUCAUACUGCCAGCCCUACCUCAUGCCAUUGACCUUUUACGUGAUGCCAUUGUAAAAGUAAAAGAAGUGCAUGAUGAACUUGAAGAUUUACCUUCCCCACCACCACCUCUUUCCCCUCCUCCCACAACUAGCCCCCAUAAACAGACAGAAGACAAAGGGGUUCAAUGUGAAGAAGAGGAAGAAGAGAAGAAAGACAGUGGUGUUGCUUCAACAGAAGAUAGUUCUUCAUCACAUAUAACUGCAGCAGCCAUUGCGGCCAAGAAGCAUCCAUUCUACACCAGUCCUGCUGUUAUCAUGGCACACGGUGAGCAGCCCAUCCCUGGUCUCAUCAGUUAUUCCCAUGAUGCAACAGGCAGUGCAGAGGAACCGAUUCCAGACUCCAUCAUUUCUCGUGGCGUUCAGGUGCUUCCACGAGACACAGCUUCCCUCAGCACUACUCCUUCAGAAUCUCCUCGUGCUCAGGCUACAUCUCGCCUUUCUACAGCUUCCUGCCCAACACCAAAACAAAUUAGACGGCCGGAUGAAAGCAAAGGAGUUGCUAGUAGAGUUGGAUCCCUCAAACUCCAUCGAAAGCUGGAGGAGCUCAGAGAUCACCUAGAAGGCAAUGUGAAAGGAUACUCUCUCAGAGUAAAUGUCCAGUCCAGGUGCAGCAGCAAGGAGAACAUUCUCAGAGCCAGUCACAGUGCUGUCGAUAUCACCAAGGUGGCUAGAAGACACCGCAUGUCUCCUUUUCCUCUAACAUCUAUGGACAAAGCCUUUAUCACAGUCCUGGAGAUGACUCCGGUGCUUGGGACAGAAAUCAUCAACUACCGAGAUGGAAUGGGGCGAGUCCUUGCUCAAGAUGUAUAUGCAAAAGACAACCUACCCCCGUUCCCGGCAUCAGUAAAAGAUGGCUAUGCUGUCCGAGCUGCUGAUGGCCCAGGAGAUCGUUUCAUCAUUGGGGAAUCCCAAGCUGGUGAACAGCCUACUCAGACAGUAAUGCCAGGACAAGUCAUGCGGGUUACAACAGGUGCUCCAAUCCCCUGUGGUGCUGAUGCAGUAGUACAAGUGGAAGAUACUGAACUGAUCAGGGAAUCUGAUGAUGGCACUGAGGAGCUUGAAGUACGAAUUCUGGUGCAGGCUCGGCCAGGCCAAGAUAUCAGACCCAUUGGCCAUGACAUUAAAAGAGGGGAAUGUGUUUUGGCCAAAGGAACCCACAUGGGCCCCUCAGAGAUUGGUCUUCUGGCAACUGUGGGUGUCACAGAGGUUGAAGUUAAUAAGUUUCCAGUGGUUGCAGUCAUGUCAACAGGGAAUGAGCUGCUAAAUCCUGAAGAUGACCUCUUACCAGGAAAGAUUCGAGACAGCAAUCGUUCAACCCUCUUAGCAACAAUUCAGGAGCAUGGUUACCCCACAAUCAACUUGGGAAUUGUGGGAGACAACCCAGAUGACUUACUCAAUGCCUUGAAUGAGGGUAUCAGUCGUGCUGAUGUCAUCAUCACAUCAGGGGGUGUGUCCAUGGGGGAAAAGGACUAUCUCAAGCAGGUGCUGGACAUUGAUCUUCAUGCCCAGAUCCAUUUUGGCAGGGUUUUUAUGAAACCAGGCCUGCCAACGACAUUUGCAACUUUGGAUAUUGAUGGUGUAAGAAAAAUAAUCUUUGCACUACCAGGGAAUCCUGUGUCAGCCGUGGUCACCUGCAAUCUCUUUGUUGUGCCUGCACUGAGAAAGAUGCAAGGCAUCUUGGAUCCUCGGCCAACCAUCAUCAAAGCCAGGUUAUCAUGUGAUGUAAAACUGGAUCCUCGCCCAGAAUACCAUCGGUGUAUACUGACUUGGCAUCACCAAGAACCACUACCUUGGGCACAGAGUACAGGUAAUCAGAUGAGCAGCCGUCUGAUGAGCAUGCGCAGCGCCAACGGAUUAUUGAUGCUUCCUCCAAAGACAGAGCAGUACGUGGAGCUCCACAAGGGUGAGGUGGUGGACGUCAUGGUCAUCGGACGGCUAUGAUGGUCACCAGCAGGAGAAAGCUUUGAUGCAUGUCUACAUACCAUUGACUGUAUCCUGUAAUAUGCAACGGCACAGCUAGUUUUUCUGAUUUGGAUGAAAGUUGAUCUGUAUGGUCAACAUCUUGAACUCUAUUUCAAAAGAAUUUAAAUACCUUUUAAAAAAAAAACACCUAAAAAUAAAUCUUAACAGACAACUCUAUUCUGAUUAUAUCAAAGCAAAUUUUUCCUUUCUUGCAAAUUGCUUUGUGUGUUCAAUGCUAGGUCUGAUAGCGAUAGCUUUUAGUAGACAGCAGUAGGUGCCUGCAGAACUUGUGUUUUUCUCAUCUUUAAAAUACAGCUACUUAUGCUCUUAAAUCAAGGCUGUCUGCUUAUUUAUACUAGCUUAGGCAACACUUGGAUUUCCCUUCUUAGUAUGCUUCAUAACCGCUUUACAGAGAGCUUUUGCUUGUUCUUUAUCAUGUAUCUCGUGUUUAUGUGCACAGUGCCAAACAAAGAGUGACUGGGUGGUGGCCCUGCCCUGCCUCAAGGAGAACCAUCCCCACAGAGCGUUCGGGGGUGGGGGGGCCUCGCAUCCCAGUAGCCUCAUGGCACAGUACUCUUGGGCAGUAACUGGAUACCUUUUAUUUGAACAAACAAACUGAGGGGAAAAAAUGCUUCCUUAAGUGCUGACAGCCUUUUUAACCAAUACAUUUAAAAUUGUACAGAACAAAAAAUAAAAUCAAAGACUGAUCUUGUACAGAUAUUAGUGUUACCAGCAUUCAUGUGGAAAUCAAGAGCAAAGAAAAAACAAUGUUAAACAACUCUGUACCAUAACAUUUUCUGUAAUGAUACUGAAACUUAAUGAAUAAAAAAAAUCCUCAAUCAUUAUUUAAAA
This is a messenger RNA of Kogia breviceps (pygmy sperm whale), 3894 nucleotides long. It is a transcript of the gene GPHN, whose product is annotated as gephyrin. NCBI's taxonomy places the organism in Eukaryota, Metazoa, Chordata, Mammalia, Artiodactyla, Physeteridae. The record is from RefSeq and is a predicted model, not a curated record. Gene Ontology annotation, cellular component: postsynaptic membrane; postsynaptic specialization; dendrite. Gene Ontology annotation, biological process: Mo-molybdopterin cofactor biosynthetic process; establishment of synaptic specificity at neuromuscular junction; gamma-aminobutyric acid receptor clustering. Gene Ontology annotation, molecular function: molybdopterin molybdotransferase activity.